UUAUUUCUGUUCUUUUUCCAAAAUAUAUUAGCGUUACCCAUUUCUUCAUUUCUGGCUGUUUGAAAUCUGUGAGUGACUUUCCGGCUUUGUUUCCUGACUAACUUCUGGAUAGUAUCUGCGUUGAAACCAUUAUUAUGACCUAUCUGAGUAAUUGUUACAUUACACAGAUAGGUCAAAAAAAUGAAUAAAGAUGCCAGCUUCGUAGUAAAUACGUUCGGAACAAAGAAGCACCAACUCAGGCACUGCGACCGUUACCACAUCGCCUGUUAUAAUGUCUACCGCAGUAGGUAGUAGUAGACGAAACGCGAGCCAUUAAAACUUGCAGACCACGGCCAGAAAACCCGGAAAAUAGUUUUUUCCGGCCGUGAGAGUUUGCAUUCUUUGAUCAAUUUAAAAUUUGGCUACACCUAAUAUCAAAGAUGUACUUUCGUACUUGGAAUUUACGAAAUAAGCUUAUCACUACUUCAGUUGAUGGUUCAAUCUCCAACAGCAUUUUAACAACUCAUUUCACUUCAAAUGGUGAACGCAAUAAAAUUCAGCUGAAAAAUAGUAUUCUAAUUUCAAUUAACAAGUUGAACCAUGUUUAUUGCAGCAAACAAGCUAGCAUUGAAUUUCUUCAUUCAGAAUAUUUUGAGUUUCAGAGACAUUCCUCCCAACUACCGAAUUCUCUUCAUGCAAGGUGGAGGACAAGGAGCUUUUUCUGCUAUUCCUAUGAAUCUGAUGAGUAAAACUGGUAUAGCCGACUACGUAGUGACUGGAACUUGGUCGUCUGUGGCGGCUAAGGAAGCUACAAAACAUGGUCAUGUCAACAUAGUCACCCCUAAAUUGGACAAAACAGGAUCCAUUCCUGACCAGAAAACAUGGAAAUUGAACCCAAAUGCAUCUUACGUGUUUUACUGUGAUAAUGAUACAAUUGAUGGAGUGGAAUUCCCUUUUAUACCAGAAACCGGUAAUGUUCCUCUAGUAGCCGAUAUGUGUUCCAACAUAUUAACUAAAAAAAUAGAUAUAGCCAAGUUUGGUUUGAUUUUUGCAGCUUCCCAAAAGAAUUUGGCUCCCGCUGGACUGGCCGUUAUAAUCAUUCGAGAGGAUCUUCUUGGAAAUCCAGUCAAAUAUUGCCCAUCCAUCCUUGAUUUCACAUUGACGAAUAGAAUGAAUUCCAUUUUGAAUA
This is a messenger RNA of Leptinotarsa decemlineata (Colorado potato beetle), 1168 nucleotides long. RefSeq names its product phosphoserine aminotransferase. Gene Ontology annotation, cellular component: cytoplasm. NCBI's taxonomy places the organism in Eukaryota, Metazoa, Arthropoda, Insecta, Coleoptera, Chrysomelidae. Gene Ontology annotation, biological process: L-serine biosynthetic process. The record is from RefSeq and is a predicted model, not a curated record. Gene Ontology annotation, molecular function: O-phospho-L-serine:2-oxoglutarate transaminase activity; pyridoxal phosphate binding.